Arachis ipaensis is the source of this 2137-nucleotide messenger RNA. Its product is annotated as ABC transporter G family member 9-like. Gene Ontology annotation, biological process: transmembrane transport. Gene Ontology annotation, cellular component: plasma membrane. Gene Ontology annotation, molecular function: ATP binding; ABC-type transporter activity; ATP hydrolysis activity. The record is from RefSeq and is a predicted model, not a curated record. Lineage: Eukaryota; Viridiplantae; Streptophyta; Magnoliopsida; Fabales; Fabaceae.
AGCAUUGCAGACAUGUCAACAAUGCUCAUCUCUCGUCAUUUUCAUCAACAAAAAGCAAAUAAUUAAGGCAGAGCAAAGGAGGAGCCAUAUAUAAGUGAAGCAAAUAUAACUAAUAACAAGUUGCCUCUUGUUGCAGCAUUUAUUUACGGGUAACAUUGCGACGAAAUGUCAAAUGAAAUGGCAAGUGGGACACUAAGCUCUGAAUACCAAACAUUAAUGAAGUCAACAACAGAAGGAAAACGAAACAUGUUUAUCAAAGCUUAUCCACCUGUUACCCUAAAGUUUGAAGAUGUUAUAUAUGAAACCAAAACAAGUAAAAGGGAUGGCUUGUUUUGCAAGAAAGAGAAUAGCUGUAAUGAGGAUGGUAAACUAAUCUUGAAAGGGGUUAGCGGUUCUGUUUUCCCUGGUGAAUUAUUAGCCAUUUUAGGUCCUUCUGGUAGUGGAAAAACAACUCUGAUAAAUGCAUUGGGAGGUAGACUAAAAAAUGGAAUCACAAAAGGAAGCAUAACCUACAAUGGCAAGAAGCUCUUGAAAUCCAUGAAGCGAAACCUUGGAUUUGUUCAUCAACAUGAUCUCUUCUAUUCUCACCUAACAGUCCAUGAGACAUUAGUCUUUUCGGCUCUUCUUCGCCUGCCAAACAGCCUCUCCAAACAAGAGAAAAUCGCGCACGCUUGCGCGGUUAUGGAUGAACUUGACCUGAAUCAUUGUAAGGACACUAUAAUGGGAGGUCCACUCUUAAGAGGUGUGUCGGGUGGAGAACGGAAAAGGGUCAGCAUAGGUCAAGAGUUGUUGACUAAUCCUAGUCUUUUGCUUGUUGAUGAACCAACUUCAGGGCUUGAUUCGACAACUGCUCGGAGAAUCGUGCUAAUUCUGUGUGAUUUGGCUAAAUCUGGAAGGACUGUGGUAAUGACUAUUCAUCAACCUUCUAGCAAGCUAUUUUACAUGUUCCCCAAGAUUCUGCUGCUAUCAGAUGGUAGUACCUUGUACUUUGGGAAAGGAGAACUUGUCAUGAAUUACUUCUACAGCAUUGGUUAUGCUCCUUCUGUAGCCAUGAAUCCUACAGAUUUCCUACUUGAUCUUGCAAGCGGUAUAUAUGCUGGAAAUUUAGAAGAUGAAGUUGAAGCUACAAAACAAGUGUUAAAAUCAGCAUUUGAAAGUAACCUUGCAUCUCAAGUAAACAUGGAACUCAAAAGCUCCAAGGUACCAUUUCAUAACACUUCAGGGGAUGAAAUGCUUGGCCAGUACUGCACAACAUGGUGGCAACAAUUUACUAUAUUAAUAAACAGAGGUUUCAAAGAAAGGAAGUAUGACCAAUUUUCAAUCCUCAUAAUCUGUAAAGUUUUGGCAGCAUCAACCAUUUCAGGCCUUGUUUGGUGGCAGGCCGGAGCUAAUCAAACCAAAGACCUGGUGGGACUACUUUUCUACUACACACAAGUUAGUGCAUACUUGCCUAUGUUAGUGUCAAUCUUCACCUUCCCUUGUGAUCAUGAAAUGCUAAUGAAGGAAAAAUCUUGCUACAUGUAUAGACUCUCAACUUAUGUCAUGGCAAACAGUGUUGUUGAACUUCCAGCAGUGCUAGCAAUGCCAACCAUUUUUGUCACCAUUACUUACUGGAUGGUGGGGCUAAAACCAAAUCCCUUAAAUUUCUUCCAAACUCUAGCCAUUGUUCUUCUCUAUGCUUUGGUGUCACAGGGUAUUGGUCUUGCCAUUGGUGCAGUUGUGGUGAGUAAUCAAAAGUUGGCUUCCAGAGUUGGAUCGGUAGUCAUGACUUUAUAUAUUCUAAUCAAUGGCUUCUACGUUCAGCAUGUCCCAAGUUUUGUGUCAUGGAUUAAACACAUAUCUCAUAGCUAUUAUGGUUAUAAGCUAUUGUUGGGGUCACAGUUUAAGGAUAAUGUUACAUGCUCAGUUAGAGAACAUCAAGUGAUUCAGCAUGUUGGUCUUGAUCAUCAAAUUUUCUCUGUUUUUGCCUUGGUUGCAAUGGUUCUAGUGUACAGGAUUAUUGCCUAUUUUGCUCUCAUGAUUGUUGUCAAACAUAGCUAGCUAGACCCACAGCAUGUAGGUUAUGUGAACUAAUUAUAAAAUUGUUCUUAUUUAUUAAAUACUAAUAAAAUUUAAAAGGACAAUUUAGAUAACAAAA